Molecule: messenger RNA, 14528 nt
Organism: Staurois parvus
Lineage: Eukaryota; Metazoa; Chordata; Amphibia; Anura; Ranidae
Source: the annotation of a GenBank genome assembly
AUGGCUGGCAUGAUGCCCCCUGUGAAGAUAAAAUGGCUGGAGCACCUGAACAGCUCCUGGAUAACAGAAGAUAGUGAAUCGAUUGCUACACGGGAGGGUGUCUCUGUCCUAUAUGCCAAGCUUGUCAGCAACAAAGAGGUGGUCCCAUUGCCACAGCAGGUCUUGUGCCUCAAGGGACCACAAUUGCCAGAUUUUGAGAGGGAAUCUUUGUCAUGUGAUGAACAGGAUCAUUACCUUGAUGCUUUACUCAGCAGCCAGCUGGCUCUGGCGAAGGUGGUAUGUUCUGACUCUCCAUUUGCUGGUGCUUUGAGAAAGAGAUUGCUAGUUCUUCAGAGGGUUUUCUAUGCUCUUUCCAAUAAGUAUCAUGACAAAGGCAAAGUUAAACAACAGCAGCACUCGCCUGAGAAUAGCUCAGGCUCUGCGGACACACUGUCUGUUAGUGAACGACCACGGUCCAGUACUGAUGCCCUUAUUGAAAUGGGGGUCAGGACUGGUCUUAGUCUUCUCUUUGCCUUGCUGAGACAGAGUUGGAUGCUGCCGACUGCUGGACCUGGUCUGAGCCUGUGUAAUGAUGUCAUACGAACAGCCAUUGAUGUGGUAAACUCGUUGCCCCCUCUUUCCCUUGCUAAUGAGAGCAAAAUACCCCCCAUGGGACUGGAUUGUCUGGCACAGGUCACUACCUUCCUGAAGGGCGUUACAGUUCCCAAUUCUGGUGCAGAUACACUAGGAAGGCGUUUGGCCUCAGAACUCCUCUUGGGCCUUGCCUCUCAGCGUGGCUCUCUCCGCUACCUCUUGGAGUGGAUUGAAAUGGCUUUGGCAGCUUCUGCUCUGGUUAAUGAAACUGACAAGAACAAGAUGCUGACAGCACAGGAAGGCAUGAUCAGCUGUGACUGCUUCAUUAGUAUCCUUCAACAGAUGAGGAGGUCUUUGGGUUCAUCAGCUGAUCGGAGCCAAUGGAGGGAACCCACUAGGACAUCUGAUGGCCUGUGCUCUCUCUAUGAGGCUGCACUGUGUCUCUUUGAGGAGGUAUGCCAGAUGGCUUCUGAUUAUUCCAGAACCUGCGCCAGUCCAGACAGUAUCCAGACUGGAGAGAGUCCAGUUGUAUCAGAGACAUGUGAGGUAUACGUAUGGGGGAGUAACAGCAGCCACCAACUAGUGGAGGGGACCCAAGAAAAAAUCCUGCAGCCAAAGCUGGCCCCUUGCUUUUCAGAUGCACAGACAAUCGAAGCUGGACAGUACUGCACUUUUGUUAUAUCUACGGAUGGCUCUGUAAGAGCAUGCGGGAAAGGCAGCUAUGGGCGGUUGGGUCUCGGAGACUCAAACAACCAGUCUACUCUGAAGAAACUAACCUUUGAGCCUCACCGUUCCAUCAAAAAAGUUUCUUCUUCCAAAGGAUCUGAUGGGCACACCCUGGCUUUCACCACAGAAGGAGAAGUUUUCAGCUGGGGAGAUGGCGACUAUGGCAAACUGGGCCAUGGAAAUAGCUCCACCCAAAAAUAUCCAAAAUUAAUUCAGGGGACACUACAAGGAAAGGUUGUGGUGUGUGUCUCAGCUGGUUACAGACACAGUGCUGCUGUCACAGAAGAUGGAGAGCUCUACACAUGGGGAGAGGGAGAUUUUGGGCGAUUAGGCCAUGGAGACAGUAAUAGCAGAAACAUCCCUACCCUGGUGAAGGAUAUCAGUAAUGUGGGUGAGGUGUCAUGUGGGAGCUCUCAUACUAUUGCUUUGUCUAAAGAUGGACGGACUGUGUGGUCUUUUGGUGGAGGAGAUAACGGAAAGUUGGGCCACGGAGACACUAACAGGGUAUAUAAACCAAAGGUGGUGGAAGCACUACAGGGGAUGUUCACCCGGAAGGUGUGUGCGGGGAGUCAGUCCUCUCUGGCUUUGACAUCUACUGGACAGGUCUAUGCUUGGGGCUGUGGAGCCUGUCUGGGAUGUGGAUCUUCAGAAGCAACUGCCUUGCGCCCCAAGCUAAUUGAAGAGCUGGCUGCCACCAGAAUAGUGGACAUUUCAAUCGGAGACAGCCAUUGUCUUGCACUAUCACAUGACAAUGAGGUUUACGCAUGGGGAAAUAACUCCAUGGGACAGUGUGGCCAAGGCAAUUCAACCGGUCCUAUCACUAAACCAAAAAAAGUCAGUGGACUGGAUGGUGUGGCUAUUCAGCAGAUUUCAGCGGGCACCUCGCACAGCCUAGCAUGGACUGCUCUGCCCAGAGACAGACAAGUGGUGGCGUGGCAUCGUCCCUACUGUGUGGAUCUAGAAGAAAGCACCUUUUUCCAUUUACGAUCCUUCCUGGAACGAUACUGUGAAAAAAUUAAUAGUGAUGUCCCCCCUCCUCCCUUCCCAUCAUCCAGAGAACAUCAUAACUUCCUAAAGUUGUGCCUAAAGAUGCUGUCCAACCAUCUAGCCCUGGCUUUAGCAGGAGGCGUUGCUACCAGCAUCUUAGGACGCCAAGCUGGUCCUCUGCGAAAUUUGCUUUUUCGCCUAAUGGAUGCAAGUGUGCCAGAUGAGAUUCAAGAGGUUGUAAUUGAGACUCUGUCAGUGGGAGCUACCAUGUUGCUGCCUCCGUUGCGGGAAAGAAUGGAGUUAUUGCAUUCUCUCUUACCCCAAGGCCCUGAUAGAUGGGAAAGCCUUUCCAAGGGCCAGAGGAUGCAGCUGGACAUCAUUCUGACGAGCCUGCAGGAUCACACACAUGUGGCAUCCUUACUGGGAUACAGCUCUCCUUCUGACUCCUCAGACAGCUCCUCUCUGCCUCUUUCCUAUUGCUCCAGUUCUGACCCCAACUCUCAGAGCAGCCAUCCAGACACUCACCUGGCAGAGAUCCUGAUGAAGACACUUCUGAGAAACCUGGGCUUCUACACGGAUCAAGCUUUUGGAGAAUUAGAGAAGAACAGUGAUAAAUUUAUUGUAGGAUCAUCGUCCGCAGAGAACAGCCAACCGGCUCAUCUUCAUGAGCUGCUGUGCUCCUUGCAGAAACAGUUGCUGGCAUAUUGCCACACAAACAAUAUAAGCGAGAACUCCAGCAGUGUGGCGUUGCUUCACAAACACCUCCAGCUACUUCUGCCCCAUGCCACAGACAUCUACUCACGCUCUGUUACCCUGCUGAGGGAAAGUCCAUGCAAUGGGAGUGUGGGAGAGAAACUGCGUGAUGUGAUCUAUGUGUCUGCAGCAGGCAGUAUGCUUUGUCAGCUCAUAAAUGCCUUGCUGUUAUUGCCAGUGUCUGUGUCCAGACCUCUUCUCAGUUAUCUACUAGACCUGCUUCCACCACUGGAUCGUCUCAAUAGACUAUUACCUGCAGCUGCUCUUUUGGAAGAUCAGGAAUUACAGUGGCCUCUUCAUGGAGGACCAGAACAAGUGGACCCUGCAGGAGUAUUGUUGCCUGCUCCAGCUCAGUCUUGGGUCUGGCUCGUGGAUUUGGAACGAACUGUUACUCUGUUGAUUGGGUGCUGUUUGGGAGGCAUGCUGCAAGGAUCGCCCACAUCACCAGAGGAACAAGACACUGCUUACUGGUUAAAGACUCCUUUAUUUGGGAAUGGCAUUGAGAUGGAUGUUCCUCAGCUGGAUAAGUGCAUGAGUGCUCUGCUUGAAGUGUCUCUGUCUGGAAAUGAGGAGCAGAAGACCUUUGAUUAUAAGCUAAGGCCAGAUGUUUCAGUUUUGGUGGAUCUGGCAGUUGGCUCUACUAAGGAGCCAGCACGAAGCCUGUGGAUUAGUAUGCAGGAUUAUGCUCUUAGUAAAGACUGGGACAGCGCCUCUGUUAGUAAUGAAUCCCUACUGGACACGGUAUCACGCUUUGUUCUGGCGGCACUGCUGAAACAUACAGAUCUUUUGUCCCAAGCCUGCGGAGAGAGCAGAUACCAGCCAGGGAAAUCGCUAGCUGAGGUGUUCCGCUCCGUGUACAAGGUCAGAAGUCGAUUACUUGCUUGCAAGAAUAUGGAACUCAUCCAAACUCGCUCCUCAUCCAGAGAGAGAUGGGUUUCUGAGAACCAAGAGUCAGCAGAUCUAGGCUCCCAGGAAAACUCUUUUACAAGAACAAUAGAUGAAGAAGCUGAGAUGGAGGAGCAAGCAGAGAGGGAGAGAGAAGAGGGACACCCUGAACAGGAGGAGGAAGAUGAGGACCGUGAACAUGAACUACUUACUGCUGGCAAAAUAUUUCAAUGUUUCCUAUCAGCCCGUGAGGUGGCGCGCAGCCGGGAACGAGACAGAAUUAGCCUGGGCUCAGCCGGGGGCUCUGGCACAAGUACUAGAGCGGAGGAGCAUUCCCCACAACUGGUGCAGGCAAGGAGAGACAGUGGACAUCUCACAGAAGGACAAGACCUAUAUACUGCAGCUUGUAACUCUGUCAUCCACCGCUGUGCUCUUCUCCUUCUUGGGGUAAGCCCUGUAAUAGAACAUCUGGAGACCCCAGCAGAGGAACUUCAGCAGCAAGUUUCAUCAGCAGUCUCCCAUGAGGCUGCUGCAGCUAUGACAAGAAGUGAAAGUCUUACAGCAGAAAGGAGGUCGGUCAAUUCACAUCCCAAUUACAGACUUAUUAAGUCCAGGAGUGAGUCUGAUCUUUCCCAACCUGAAUCUGAUGAAGAGGGGUAUGCCCUGAGUGGAAGACAGAACACAGACUCAGACCUUGCAUCUCACCGGAAAAGAGGUGAGCUGUCCCCAUCGGAACCCCCAGUCAGUGAUUCCUGGGCCCGCCUAAAGCACAGUCGGGAUUGGUUGUGUGGUUCCACUUGUGCCUUUGAUCCAGAUUCAGAAAGCAGCAAAACACUUGGUGUACACACGCUGAUAGACAAUGUACUGAGCUUCGUAAGUGGGGAUGUAGGUAAUGCUCCUGGCUUUAAAGAGCCUGAAGAAGGCAUGUCUAGCUCUCCCCAGGCCUGUAUCAUUGCAAUGGAACAACAACAGCAACGUGCUGAGCUGCGUUUGGAAGCUUUGCACCAAAUCCUUGUCCUGUUGUCUGGGAUGGAGGAGAAGGGAAAUGCUCAAACACUAGGCAGCCGCCAGUCAUCUGCCACUUUUCAGUCCUCCUCCCUCCUCACUUCUGUUAGAUUGCAGUUUCUUGCUGGAUGCUUUGGGCUGGGUACAGUGGGUCAUACAGGCUCCAAAGGUGAAUGUGUCCAUCUGCAUCACUAUCAGGAUGGAAUACGUGCAUCAAAGAGAAAUAUUCAGACUGAGAUCCAAAAAGCAGUGCACAAAAUCUACCAACAGCUGUCUGCUACCCUAGACCGUGCUCUGCAAGCCAACAAGCACCAUGUGGAGGCACAGCAGCGUCUACUAUUAGUGACGGUCUUUGCCCUCAGCGUACGAUACCAGCCUGUAGAUGUGUCUCUAGCAAUUUCUACAGGUCUACUUAGUGUUCUUUCCCAGUUAUGUGGUACUGAGACUAUGUUGGGACAACCACUUCAGCUGCUACCCAAGUCUGGAGUUUCCCAGUUGAGCACUGCACUAAAAGUAGCCAGCACCCGACUGCUACAGAUCCUUGCAAUUACUACAGGGACAUAUGCGGAUAAGUUAAGCCCUAAAGUAGUCCAGUCAUUGCUUGACUUACUUUGUAGCCAGCUGAAAAACCUUUUGUCUCAGGCUGGGGUUAUGCCAUCCUUUGGAGAAGAGGAAGAAGACAGGAAGGCAGAUCUUAUUGGAGAAAGUGAAAGAAAAGACUACAGAGGUAUGAUUACCAAAAUAACUUCACUUGCUACCCUUAGGAAACAGCGCACAGCUGAGCUUCAUCUUGGAGACUUUUUGGUCUUCCUUCGUAGAGUGGUGUCUUCCAAGGCUAUCCAGUCAAAGAUGGCAUCUCCCAAAUGGACAGAGGUGUUGCUGAAUAUUGCCUCUCAAAAGUGCAGCUCAGGUGUUCCACUUGUAGGGAAUCUCAGGACCAGGCUCCUCGCCCUGCAUGUGCUAGAAGCUGUAUUACCCGCUUGUGAAUCUAGUGUGGAAGAUGACCAAAUGGCACAGGUGGUAGAAAGACUUUUCUCUCUCCUCUCAGACUGUAUGUGGGAAACGCCCAUUGCUCAAGCUAAACAUUUUCAUCAAGAAAAAGAGCAAGAGGCAAAACUUCAGAAGCAGGGUGAGCUUGAGGAGGAGGAGGAAGACCUACCUAUCCAAGAAGUCUCCUUUGAUCCAGAGAAAGCCCAAUGUUGCCUUGUGGAAAAUGGCCAGAUUCUGACUCAUGGGAGUGGUGGCAAAGGUUAUGGCUUGGCAUCAACAGGAGUAACAUCAGGCUGCUAUCAGUGGAAGUUCUACAUUGUGAAAGAAAAUCGUGGUAACGAAGGGACCUGUGUUGGUGUUUCCCGCUGGCCUGUUCAUGACUUCAACCACCGCACCACCUCUGACAUGUGGCUGUACCGGGCAUACAGUGGUAACCUGUAUCAUAAUGGAGAACAGACUCUGACUUUGCCCAGCUUUACCCAGGGAGACUUUAUAACUUGUGUCCUUGACAUGGAGGCUCGGACUGUGUCUUUUGGCAAGAAUGGAGAGGAGCCAAAGUUGGCCUUUGAAGAUGUGGAUGCAGCAGAGUUAUACCCUUGUGUGAUGUUUUACAGUAGCAACCCUGGAGAAAAGGUGAAGAUCUGUGACAUGCAGAUGAGAGGGACUCCCAGAGAUCUGCUGCCUGGUGAUCCCAUCUGUAGUCCUGUAGCCACUGUCUUAGCUGAAUCCAGUGUGCAACUGCUCAGAGUUCUUCAUCGUACUGAGCGCUGGACUCAUUGCAUUAACAAGAAAAUGGUGGAACGCUUACAGAAGAUCAAAGGUUGCCUGAGAGAAGUAGGAGGCAAGCUAAAGAAAAGUCGUUCUGUCCAGAGUCGUGAAGAGCAUGAAACACGAGAUGAGAAAGAAGAAGAGAAAGGGAAACACGGCAGACAUGGACUGGCUGAGCUGGGGGAAACACAACUCAAGACCCUUUGUGUGGAAGUAUGGCCUGUUCUGGCUGUCAUUGGAGGUGUCGACACGGGACUUAGAGUGGGUGGCAGAUGUGUUCAUAAACAGACAGGUCGACAUGCCACUCUUCUCGGUGUUGUGAAGGAAGGCAGUACAUCUGCUAAGGUUCAGUGGGACGAGGCAGAGAUUACCAUCAGCUUCCCAACUUUUUGGUCGCCUAGUGACACACCUCUCUACAAUCUGGAACCUUGUGAUCCCCCACCUUUUGAUGUGGCUCGUUUCCGUGGGCUGACUGCCUCCACCCUACUUGAUCUUACAUACCUAACAGGCAUCCAUGAAGACCCUGGAAAGGUCAGUGCCAAACGACACGAAAAGAAGCACCGCCAUGAAUCAGAAGAGAAAGGAGAACAGGAACAGAAGGGAGAUCCUGAGAACACAGAUCGGACAUCAGAGGAGAAAAUCAGCAGCAAUUUAACGUCAAAAUCAGAAAAUGAGUCGAUUGGUCUUUUGGGAGACAAUGCAACCACUGAUCAGCAGCAUCACCUUAUUGAUGGGAAGCGGAAAAGUCAUGACCACAUACCAAGGAGCCAUGAUAUUGCCCAAUCUGAAAUCAGGGCUGUUCAACUGUCCUACAUAAACUUGGGAGCCAUGAAAUCUCUUGGAGUGCUGCUUAGCUGCAGUAAAUAUGCAGAACUUUUACUUAUCCCCAAAGUGUUGGCUGAAAAUGGUCACAAUUCAGACUGUGCCAGUUCUCCUGUGGUACAUGAGGAUGUUGAAAUGAGAGCCGCCCUGCAAUUUCUGAUGCGUCAUAUGGUGAAGAGGGCGGUUAUGCGUUCACCUAUAAAGAGAGCCCUGGGGCUGGCUGAUCUUGAGAGAGCACAAGCCAUGAUUUACAAGUUGGUGGUUCAUGGGCUUCUGGAAGAGCAGUUUGGUAGCAGGAUAAGACCAGAUUUAGAUCAGCAGGCAGAGGAAAGUGACCAAGUCCAGCAAGCCCAGACUCCAGUCACCACUAGCCCAUCUGCUUCCAGCACCACAUCCUUUAUGAGCAGUUCCUUGGAGGACACCACCACUGCCACCACACCUGUGACGGACACUGAGACUGUGCCAGCAUCUGAAUCCCCAGGAGUCAUGCCGCUUAGUUUGCUAAGGCAAAUGUUUUCAAGCUACCCUACUACUACAGUUCUGCCCACCCGUCGUGCACAGACUCCACCAAUCACAUCGCUCCCCACAUCACCCACAGAUGAAGUAGGAAGAAGACAGAGUCUUACAUCUCCAGACUCUCAGCCAUCAAGGCACACCAACCGUACAGCUUCGUCGGACCCCAGCAGCCGCCUAUCCACAUCCCCUCCCCCUCCUGCUGUCGUUGUGCCUCUUCUAGAAAUGGGAUUCUCCAUCAGACAGAUCAAAAAAGCCAUGGAAGCUACUGGUGCAAGAGAGGCUGACCCUCAGAACAUCACUGUACUGGCUAUGUGGAUGAUAGAACAUCCAGAUGAUGAAGAGAGAUAUUCAGGGAGGCCCAAUGAGCAGUGCCAGGGUGGUGAUGUUUCAGGAGCUGGGGGUAAAUCCAAUGAUGUGGUUUUCACAGGAGACAUUUCCUCCACUGACACCCCAGAAUUGGAAGAGUGCUUUUGUGAGAGCCCAGACAGCAUGGAACAGGCAGAAAAUGCAGGAGCUAGCAGUGGAAAUCAAACUAGAGGGAGGUCUACAGUUACCAAAAGACAGAAGUUUGAUCUGGCAGCAAGGACACUGUUGGCAAGGGCAGCUGGUUUGUACCGCACUGUCCAAGCUCAUCGCAACCAAGGUCGGAGAGAUGGUGUGUCCCUGCAGCAGGAGCCCGGAGCCUUGUAUGAUCUAAAUCUGGAUGAGGAGCUAGAGAUCGACCUUGAUGAUGAAGCCAUGGAGGCAAUGUUCGGACAGGAGCUAGCUAGCGAUAAUGAUAUUCUGGGAAUGUGGAUCCCAGAGGUACUGGACUGGCCAACAUGGCAUGUUUGUGAAACAGAUGAACGAGAAGAGAUAGUUAUCUGUGAACUAUGUGAAGCAAGUGUGCUCAGUUUCAAUCAACACAUGAAGAGGUACCACCCAGGCUGUGGACAUAGCGCCAACCGCCAGGGGUACCGUAGCAAUGGCUCAUAUGUUGAUGGCUGGUUUGGUGGGGAGUGUGGCAGCGGGAAUCCAUAUUACCUGUUGUGUGGCAGCUGCCGGGAGAAGUACCUAAGUCUGAAGAGCAAGCGCAAGGCAACUACUUCAGAAAAGUACAAAGGACAUGCUCCCGAUUUGAUUGGCAAGCAAGACAGCGUGUAUGAAGAAGACUGGGACAUGUUGGAUGUAGACGAAGAUGAGAAACUCACUGGAGAAGAAGAAUUUGAACUACUAGCUGGACCCCUUGGCCUCAAUGACCGUAGGAUUGUACCUGAACCAGUGCAGUUUCCAGACAGUGAUCCACUGGGGGCUUCUGUAGCCAUGGUAACAGCCACCAACAGCAUGGAGGAAACACUAAUGCAAAUAGGCUGCCAAGGAGCUUUGGAGAAGAGCUCAUCAGGCCGGAUAACACUAGGAGAGCAGGCAGCAGCUCUUGUAAACCCACAUGAUCGUGUGAUGGCAUUACGAAGGGUAAUAGCUGCUGCCCAAGUCCUCCUGGCACGUACCAUGGUGAUGCGUGCCCUUUCACUGCUGUCUGUUAGUGGGUCCAGUUGCAGUCUUGCCGCAGGCCUGGAGUCUCUUGGCCUGACUGACAUUCGCACUUUGGUACGCCUCAUGUGCCUAGCUGCUGCAGGUAGAGCUGGCCUUUCCACCAGUCCAUCAAACACUUUGGCUAGUUCUGCUGAUCGCUCUCGUGGUCUCCACACCAAAACCAGCAAACCCAUCUCUUGCCUAGCAUACCUGAGUACCGCUGUUGGCUGCUUGGCAUCCAGCACUCCUAGUGCAGCUCGACUCCUUGUUCAACUUUGUACGCAGAAUUUGAUAUCCGCAGCAACUGGUGUGAAUUUAACAACAGUGGAUGACCCAGUGCAAAGGAAAUUCUUACCUAGUUUUUUGCGUGGAAUUGCGGAAGAAAAUAAACUUGUUACUUCACCCAAUUUUGUGGUGACACAAGCACUGGUUGCACUGCUUGCAGACAAAGGAGCUAAACUGCGACCCAAUUACGACAAAGCAGAAAUGGAGAAAAGAGGUCCUUUGGAGCUGGCCAAUGCUCUGGCCGCUUGCUGCCUUUCUUCCCGGCUGUCCUCCCAACAUCGCCAAUGGGCUGCUCAGCAGUUAGUACGUACGCUAGCUGCUCAUGAUAGGGACAAUCAGACUGCACCACAGACUCUUGCAGAUAUGGCUGGAGACUUGCGGAAAUGUUCUUUCACCAAACUGGAGGCUCAUCAGAACAGGGUGAUCACCUCUGUGUGGAGCACUAAGAAACUGUUAUUGGCCACUAGUGGAAGUGAUGGGACCGUCAGAGUGUGGAAUGUGUCUAGAAACCAGUAUUCCCUCCAGCAGACAUGCGUGUUCCAGAAACCAGAGGGAACCCCAGAUGAACCUGACCCAUCCUUGUCUCCUGUGUGUUGGAGUGUUAGUGGGCGUUAUCUGGCCGGAGCCCUGGAAAAGACGAUCAACAUCUGGCAAGUCAAUGGUGGAAAAGGACUUGUGGACAUUCAGCCUCACUGGGUCUCCUGCAUUGUGUGGCCUGAGCAGAGUCCUGCAGAGGGAUGGGCUAGUGACCAGCCAGAGUCUUUGUUGGUGGGUCGUGUGGAUGGAUCUUUGGGCCUAAUUGAAGUGACAGAUGCCAUCAGCAUGCGCCGUGUGGAACUGGAGCACUGUUACAGAAAAGAAGUGGCUGUUACCUGCAUUACUUGGUUUAGUGAAGACCGUCCCUUUGCUGUUGGUUUUGCUGAUGGAAAGUUACUAAUUGGACACAAAGAGCCAGAAGAGAAAGGAGGGAUGGUUCUCAUUGACGCACACAAGGAGAUGUUUGUAAGUGUAAAGUGGGAUCCAGCAGGUGAACUGCUACUUACCUGUGCCAAAGAGGACGCUGUUAAGAUAUGGGGAAACACAGGUGGCAGCUGGAAAACCCUCUACAGCCUCCCACACCCAUCAUAUGUCAACACAGUAGCCUGGUGUGCUUUGCCUGGGAAAGCUGACAGCCCACAGCUCAUGCUUGGAACGGGUUGUCAGAAUGGUUUGGUGUGUGUAUGGACAGUUCCACAAGCCUCUCUAGAAACAGUUCAGUCCAAAUCAACAUCACAAGAAGGAUGGAGGGAACACUCAUCUUGCAAGGAGUUUAAGAAACCAGAGGAUGCCCGAUGUGUGUAUAAGUUACGGGGGCACAUAACACCUGUACGAACAGUAGCUUUCAGCCCUGAUGGUCUAGCUCUUGUGUCUGGUGGACUUGGUGGUUUAAUGAAUAUUUGGUCUUUAAGGGAUGGCUGUGUCUUGCAGUCUGUCGUUACUGGUUCUGGAGCUGUUACUACCACCGUUUGGAUUCCUGAUGUUGGAGUUGCUGCUUGUUCAAACCGCUCAAAGGAUGUUCUAGUGGUGAACUGCACCCCCGAGUGGAUAUCCUCCAAUCACGUCUUGGCAACUUGCAGGACUGCACUAAAGCAACAAGGCAUAGUGGGCCUUAACAUGGCACCUUGCAUGCAGACAUUCCUAGAGCGCCUUCCUGUCAUGCUCCAGGAGCAAUAUGCAUAUGAAAAGCCCUAUGUUGUGUGUGGAGAUCAGUUAGUACACAGCCCAUAUAUGCAGUGCCUUGCAUCACUGGCUGUGGGACUAAACCUUGAGCAGCUUCUGUGCAAUCCACCCAUCCCUCCUCACCAUCGCUUAGCUCCACCAGAACCUUCUUCCUGGAACCAUGCUGAGUGGGCCUGGCUAGAGUGUUUCUCUACUACCAUCAAAGCUGCAGAGGCCUUGGGUAGAGGUGCCCUUUUCCCAGCAUCCUUCAGUGUUCCUGACCUGGAGCCAGUCCCUGAGGAAGAGCUAAGACUUUUAAUGGAUAACAGCAAAUGGAUGAAUGGGACAGAUGAACAAAUUAUGGCCUGGGCCACCUCCAGACCAGAGGACUGGCAUCUGGGAGGCAAAUGUGAUGUGUACCUGUGGGGAGCUGGGCGCCAUGGACAACUGGCAGAAGCUGGCAGGAAUGUGAUGAUUCCAUCAGCAGCCACAUCCUUCUCCCAGGCACAGCAGGUAAUCUGCGGCCAAAAUUGUACCUUCGUUAUUCAAGCUAAUGGUACUGUUCUUGCCUGUGGAGAGGGGAGCUACGGUCGCCUUGGGCAAGGCAAUUCAGAUGACCUUCAUGUACUGACUGUCAUCUCCGCAUUGCAGGGAUUUGUGGUGACACAGCUUGUGACGUCUUGUGGCUCAGAUGGACACUCCAUGGCACUGACGGAGAGUGGAGAGGUGUUCAGCUGGGGAGAUGGAGAUUAUGGCAAAUUGGGACAUGGAAAUAGUGACCGUCAGCGGCGACCCAGACAGAUUGAGGCAUUACAAGGAGAAGAAGUGGUGCAGAUGUCUUGUGGCUUCAAACACUCUGCAGUAGUGACAGCUGAUGGAAAGCUUUUUACUUUUGGCAAUGGAGAUUACGGUCGGCUGGGAUUGGGAAACACAUCCAACAAGAAAUUGCCAGAACGUGUGACAGCGCUCGAAGGAUUUCAUAUUGGUCAGGUGGCCUGUGGAUUAAAUCACACACUAGCUGUGUCUGCUGAUGGUUUAUUAGUUUGGGCUUUUGGAGAUGGAGAUUAUGGAAAACUUGGUUUAGGAAACUCUACUGCCAAAUCUUCUCCACAGAAAGUGGAUAUUCUGUGUGGCGUUGGCAUCAAGAAGGUGGCUUGUGGAACACAGUUCUCAGUUGCAUUGACUAAAGACGGUCAUGUUUAUACCUUUGGACAAGACCGCUUGAUUGGCUUGCCUGAAGGUCGAGCUCGAAAUCACAAUCGUCCUCAGUUGGUUCCUGGCCUUUUGGGCAUUUUCAUUGAGGACAUUGCAGUGGGAGCGGAACACACACUGGCUCUCUCCUCCUCUGGGGGGAAGUGUAUGCAUGGGGGAGUAACUCAGAGGGGCAGCUUGGCCUCGGUCACACUAAUCAUGUACGUGAGCCUACAUUGGUUACAGCCCUACAAGGGAAGAACAUUCGUCAGAUCUCAGCAGGACGGUGCCAUAGUGCAGCAUGGACAGCAACUCCUGUCCCUCCAAGGGCCCCAGGUGUUUCAGUACCAUUACAGUUGGGUCUCCCUGAUGUCAUCCCUCCACAAUAUAGCUCUCUCAAAGAUAUCUGCACCCACACAGUUCGUGCCAGGUUGCGUCUGCUCUACCAUUUUUCUGAUCUCAUGUAUUCAUCCUGGAGACUACUGAACCUCAGCCCCAAUAACCAGAGUAGUACAUCCCACUACAAUGCAGGAACUUGGGGUAUUGUGCAGGGUCAGCUAAGACCAUUGCUGGCUCCAAGAGUCUAUACCCUCCCCAUGGUACGAUCUAUUGGUAAGACGAUGGUUCAAGGAAAAAACUACGGACCUCAGAUUACUGUAAAGAGAAUCUCCACCAGGGGUAGGAAGUGUAAACCCAUAUUUGUGCAGAUUGCCCGCCAGGUAGUGAAGCUGAAUGCAUCUGAUUUGCGUCUCCCCUCCCGGGCUUGGAAAGUGAAGCUUGUAGGCGAGGGAGCAGAUGAUGCAGGAGGGGUGUUUGAUGAUACAAUAACUGAGAUGUGCCAGGAGCUGGAAACAGGAGUGGUUGAUCUCCUCAUUCCUUCACCAAAUGCAACUGCUGAAGUGGGUUAUAACAGAGACAGGUUCUUGUUUAACCCCUCUGCUGGAUUAGAUGAGCACCUUAUGCAGUUCAAGUUUCUGGGUAUCUUAAUGGGUGUAGCUAUCCGCACCAAGAAGCCGCUUGAUUUGCACUUGGCCCCCCUGGUCUGGAAGCAGCUGUGCUGUAUCCCUCUAACACUGGAGGACCUGGAGGAGGUUGAUCUGCUCUAUGUGCAGACUCUCAAUAGCAUUCUUCACAUUGAAGACAGUGGCAUCACAGAAGAGACCUUCCAUGAGAUGAUCCCUCUCGAUUCCUUUGUGGGUCAAAGUGCUGAUGGAAAAAUGGUGCCCAUUAUCCCUGGGGGGAACAGCAUCCCUCUGACCUUCUCCAACCGCAAGGAGUAUGUGGAGAGGGCAAUAGAUUACAGACUGCAUGAGAUGGACCGACAGGUUGCAGCAGUGAGAGAGGGCAUGUCAUGGAUUGUACCAGUUCCCCUGCUCUCUCUCCUCACUGCCAGACAGCUAGAGCAAAUGGUAUGCGGGAUGCCAGAGAUCUCUGUGGAUGUCCUGAAGAAGGUAGUGCGGUACCGAGAAGUGGAUGAACAACAUCAAUUAGUGCAGUGGUUCUGGCAAACUCUGGAUGAGUUCUCCAAUGAGGAGCGGGUCCUAUUCAUGAGAUUUGUUUCUGGAAGAUCCAGGCUUCCAGCCAACACCGCAGACAUCUCACAGCGCUUCCAGAUCAUGAAGGUUGAUCGGCCUCACGACAGUCUGCCUACCUCACAGACUUGCUUUUUCCAACUACGACUCCCUCCAUACUCGAGUCAGCCAGUGAUGGCCGAACGUCUGCGCUAUGCAAUCAACAACUGCCGAUCCAUAGAUAUGGACAAUUACAUGCUGUCACGCAACGUGGACAACGCUGAAGGAUCAGACACUGACUACUAA